Mycena indigotica is the source of this 2832-nucleotide messenger RNA. RefSeq names its product Glycoside hydrolase family 3 protein. Lineage: Eukaryota; Fungi; Basidiomycota; Agaricomycetes; Agaricales; Mycenaceae. Gene Ontology annotation, biological process: xylan catabolic process; arabinan catabolic process. Gene Ontology annotation, molecular function: xylan 1,4-beta-xylosidase activity; alpha-L-arabinofuranosidase activity. The coding region runs from base 1 to 2832 and encodes 943 amino acids. The transcript has 9 exons. Gene Ontology annotation, cellular component: plant-type cell wall. The record is from RefSeq and is a predicted model, not a curated record.
AUGCGCCUCUCAACAGUUAUUGGGCUGUUCUUUGGAGCACCUUUAUGCCUUGCCCAGUUUGGGUUCACCAAGUACAACUUUGACGAUGGUGUCACUCACUACCUGCACGACGAAAAGAGAGAAGCCAAGGAUGCCUUUGUAGACACCCUACUGAACAAAAUGACGACUCAAGAACUAAUCAUGCAGCUUCAUCUCAUGUUUGCGGACAAUAUGGUUGGCCCACACUCCGACAAUAGUCUCUAUGACUUUGCGACUCGCUUUGCGCCUGGUGCCGGCGUUGGUGUUGUCCACGACUGGUAUCCGACAAACGCGUCCCAAUAUAACACCCUUCAGAAGAUAAAUAUCGGAAAAUCGCGUCUCAAAAUUCCUUUCCUACAAAUAGGCGAAUGUCUUCAUGGCGUCGGCUCUUUCAAACAGAGCAUGUUCCCUCAAUCCAUCGGUAUCGCCGCAUCUUUUGACCAGGGACUUGCCUACGCAGUCGGUCGCGCUAUCGGAGCUGAAGCUCGAAGCAUUGGUAUCCGUGCCUGUCUGUCGCCAGUUCUGGACUUGGCCAAGGAGCCUCGAUGGGGUCGUGUGCAGGAAAACUUUGGAGAAGAUUUCGUGCUUACGUCGCACAUCGGUGUUGCAUACGCAAAGGGCCUAUCGAAAAACGGUUCCUUGUCUGAUCCUGACGCCGUCGCUCCGGUUGUCAAGCAUUUUGCUGCACAUGGAAGCCCUCGCGGUGGCUUAAACGCGGCGCCGUUCGUUGGACGAGGUUACCGUCAGGUCAUGCAAGAGUUACUGGUGCCCUUCAAAGCAGUGCUUGAUUUGGGAGGAGCGAGAGGCGUUAUGAUGUCUUACAACGAGUUAGACGAGAUUCCUGCUGUCGUACAUCCUGGACUUUAUCAAGCUCUCGAUGACUGGAAUUACGAAGGAUUCAUCAUGGCAGACGACAAUGGCAUGAAGUAUUUACUCACUCGGCAUACCGUAGCUGAUUCUCCUGCGGACUCAAUCCAACAAUGGUUCAAUGCUGGUGGUGGGUUGCAAUUCUAUGACUUCUCCCUUGAUGUUUUCAUGAACGCCACGCUUGACCUCGUUUCUAAUCAUACGGUGUCCAAGAACACCCUCAAAGCAGCCGCUCGUCGUAUUCUAAGCACGAAAUACGAUCUCGGCCUCUUUGAUGAUCCAUAUAUUCCUGACUCCAUCGACUCCGCCGCUCUCACUGCUUCCCAUGUCCCUUUGACACUUGACGCUGCCCAUCGAAGUAUUGUUUUACUCGAAAAUCGCGACAAAACACUGCCCAUCAAACCUUCGGAACAGGGCAUCAAAACCAUCGCGCUGGUCGGGCCUUACGCUGACAUCCUCAACUAUGGUGAUUAUUCGGGUCCAUGGGGCAUGUACCCUACCGCGAACUCGACCACUAUUCGACAGGCCAUGCUCGAUUACCUCUCUGUGAAUGCCCCAAAUGUGAAGCUGGUCUCAAGUUGGGGUGCAAACACUUGGCUCUACAAUGCGCAGUAUAACAUUCCUGGAUACCUUCUAUCCACGCCUAAGGGCGCUUCUGGCGGGCUCCUUGCGACCUACUAUUCCGAUACCAACUUCACCAACGCAGUUUUCACAACGCAGGAAACCCCGAAUCGUGACUGGGGUCUUUAUCCGCCUCUCGGUCUUCCGUCUAAUAAUUUCAGUGCUGUUUGGGAGGGACAACUCACCAUACCUGUCGACCACGACGUGAGCGGAUGGAUCGGUGUAGGGGUCUACGCCAAUACGACUGCCAAACUCUUCAUUGAUGGGUCCAUCGUCGCCGAAUCCCCCGCGACGUUGUCAGGCAAUGUAAUGGGCAACAUCCAACAACUUGCAUAUGAUGUUCUUAAUGGAACUGGCCCACCUCCCGGUGCCAGCCCAUUCACGUUUGUCAGAGGCGCGACCCACAAGAUUCGGGUGGAAUACCAGGCCUAUAACUAUGUGCAGAAGUUCGAGAAUGUCAACUCGUUAAAUGCUCAGAUCGAGUUAUUCUGGAACCUGGUGGAUAGGAAGGAUCCCAUUGGGCAAGCUGUCGAUAUUGCGAAGUCAGCAGACCUUGUUGUGCUUGCAGUCGGGGCAAACUGGAAUAGUGAUGCGGAGAGUAGCGAUAGAGCGACGUUGGGGCUCUCAGUCAACCAGACUGAACUCGCUGACGCGUUGUUUGCUUUGGGGAAGCCCAUCGUUAUGGUACUUCAAGGGGGUCGACCUUUCGCAUUGCCUACCUAUUACGCCAAGUCUGCUGCUGUCAUCAACGCAUUCUUCCCCGGACAGUCCGGCGGCAAGGCCAUCGCAGAUGUGCUCUUUGGGCUUUUCAAUCCAGGUGGCCGUGUACCAAUUAGUGUCCCUUAUGACACUGGUACAUUACCAGCGUACUACAACUACAAGUUUACUGCCCACGCCAAAAACUAUACCGACAUUUUCUCUUAUCCGACCUAUUCAUUCGGCUAUGGCAAAUCCUAUUCGAGUUUCACUGUCACUGGCUUCAGCGCCAGCACCAAGUCCUUUUCCGCUGGCGACACCAUCACCUUUCGCGCGACCGUAAAGAAUGAAGGCCCAUAUCCCGGCAGUUAUGUCACUCAAGUGUACCAACUCGUCCGCGUUUCCACCGUCACCCGACCCCUCCAGCAACUGGUUGCAUUCGAAAGAGUAUAUCUAGAUGUGGGCGAGAGCGCGACGGUAGUGAUGCCAUUGGAAGUGAGUCGCUACCUGCCGAUUGUCAAUCGGAAGUAUCAGUUCGAGUUGGAGAAGGGCGACUAUGUGUUUGCGCUGAUGGAUGGUUCUGGGAUUUUUGCUGAUAAGAGCAUGAACUUGACCGUUACUUGCCGAUAA